UGUAACUCAAUAAAACAAACUUCAAAGGUAAAACUUAAAAAAAUGAAUCGCGAUAGGAGGGAUGUAGAGUAUCCGACUGAGUUGGAGUCCCAAUUUAUCCUGAGAUUACCCGAAGAACCAGCAAAAGUUCUGAGGGAUGUCUUAAAAACUGGUGAAAAUCUGAAAAAUCGCUUAACGAUUCAGAUAGAAAACGAUAUGAGACAUGGAGAAGUCAGAUUUGAUCACUGGUUAAUGCACGCUAAAAUUGUAGACCUGCCAACAAUUGUUGAAUCUCUUAAAACAAUAGACAACAAGAGCUUUUAUAAAACGGCCGACUUAUGCCAAAUGAUGAUAUGCAAAGAAGAGGCGGAUCAGACGCCAACAGAGGAAGAAUCUCCUACAAAAAACAAAAAGAAAGAUCCCUAUAAAGUAGACAAAAAAUUUCUUUGGGCUCAUGGAAUUACACCUCCAACAAAAAAUGUAAGGAAACGUAGGUUCAGGAAAACAUUGAAGAAAAAAUAUGUAGAAGCACCGGAAAUAGAAAAGGAAGUUAAAAGAUUACUCAGAGCUGACAAUGAAGCUGUUAGUUUCACAUGGGAAGUUAUCCAGGAGGAUGAUGAGCAACACUCUAAACCAGAAAAACCAUCUUCAAACAAAUCAGAAAGGAAACCUAAAGUGGAACGUAAUGUUAAGAAGGAAGCACCAACUGCAACAGUUACCUCUAACUCUAAUCCCUCAAAUGUAGUUGACAUAUUUGGUGGUGCUGUCAGUGACAGUGAUGGCGAAGAUGAUAAUGCACGGGCUAAUAUGGAGGACAGUCGAAUGUCACCAUAUGACAGUCGCAUGUCUGACAACAGUUCUAUGAUGGGAAUAGGGGAGAUCUCCUCUAAAAGAAAUUCUUUACCUAUUGAAUUUGACUCCCAAAUGUUUAACACCUCCCAAGGGCCAAAAAAGAAAUCCUCUAAGCCGAGAGAUUCAAUGCCCUCUACAUCAGGGUUGAAGAGUACCCUGUCUUCAGAGGAUGAUGGUGACUACCAACGUGACAUGCACAAGGACAGCAUGACCCUUAGGGCUGAACAGCUCAAGGAGGAGCUGGACGAACUCAAACAAAGAAGACAGAGAACCCAGCAUGAGAUAGCAGGCAUGGGGAAUUUGGCAUUGCGGCAAAGAUUCCAAGACAUCUUGCACACGUUAAAUCAGGAUAUAAUGUAUAAAGAAAUGGAGUAUCAGGGAAUAUUGACUCUGCAGAACUCUGAAGAUAUUUAGAUUAAUAUAAUGAUAAAUAAUAGUCUAUAUUGCGAUAAUAUAAAAUCAUUGACAACAGCUACUUAUUAUUGUAAUGAAUAAAAAAAUAAGGUUAAAUUUUUUUGGCUUCAUAAUAUGAUAACUUAAAAAAGGUAUUGUUUUAAUAACAUUAAUCACUGAUUGUUACCAUCUUAUCCUAGUUGAUUCUUCUCUUUAUUAUGUGUAUUAUAUAUUAUAUUAUGUGUUUGAAAUAUACUCAGUACUAAAUU
Molecule: messenger RNA, 1493 nt
Organism: Aricia agestis (brown argus)
Lineage: Eukaryota; Metazoa; Arthropoda; Insecta; Lepidoptera; Lycaenidae
Product: transcription initiation factor TFIID subunit 7-like
Exons: 1
Coding region: 43-1245 (400 amino acids)
Biological process (GO): RNA polymerase II preinitiation complex assembly; transcription initiation at RNA polymerase II promoter
Cellular component (GO): transcription factor TFIID complex
Molecular function (GO): RNA polymerase II general transcription initiation factor activity
Source: RefSeq, a predicted model, not a curated record